AUGUUAUAGGUUAUGUAACCAUAAACAAAUAUUGCAUCAGAAAAGUUAUCUGUGAUAAAUAUAGUCUGAUUUUUGUGCUUACAACGCAAAAUUGUACCUCGGAAAAAAGGGUGACGGCGUCGAGGUUGGCUUGGCAGAAUCGGUUUGUCGAGAAUUAUCAGCUCCAGUGCUCAAUGAGGGGCGCAAUAUCACGCUAGAUAACUUUUUUACGAGUGUUCCAUUAGCCAAAUUUUACUCUCAAAAUCGAACGACAUUAGUCGGUACAAUCAAAAAAUCACGCAGAGAUGUUCCAGAAAUUAUGAAACCUAGGCCCACUCGCGAGAAACAUUCUUCAAUUUUUGGAUUUUAUGAGGACAUUGUAAUGGUCAGUUACGUCCCCAAGAAAAAUAAGAGCGUAGUUCUAAUCUCAGCGACACACGAUGACAAAGCUAUUGUUCCUGAGCUGAAGUCAAAACCAGAAAUUAUUAUCUACUAUAAUAAAACUAAAACUGGAGUUGACACAAUGGACCAAAUGGUGCGCACUUAUUCCACAAAGCGCCAGACUCGGAGGUGGCCCCUUGCGUUUUUUCUCAACAUGCUUGAUGUAGGACGUGUGAACGCUUUUAGAAUAUUCGAAACUCAGCACCCUGCCUUACAAUGGCACCGGCUCAAAAACUGCAGAGGAAUCUAUCUACGUAAUUUAGUCGAUCAACUCAUCAGACCGCAAUUAGAAGUCAGAAAUGCUUGCGUUUUACUUCGACGCGAGACUCGCAUCGUCCUAGAACUUCUUGGUUACGAAACAGGGGCUGCAAAUGAAAAUAGAGAUGUAGGAGAUGCACCACAAAUCAAAAAACGUAAAAGGUGCCAUAUUUGUGUAGCAAGUAAGGACAGAAAGUGCAACAAUAAAUGCCACCCAUGUGAUUCUUUUGUGUGCGGUCAGCACAGUAAACUUGUUUGUAACCGAUGCAUAUAAGUCACUAAGUUUUAGUUCACUAUUUUGUUCCUAUAUUUAUUUUGUUAUAACGUUCCCACCAAGUAGAGAGCUUUCUUGGAUUCACCAAAUUCUAGAGAUAAUUCCCCUAUAGUUAAUUUUGAAGACAUGUGUUGGAACUGGAAUUCCAUUUUUCCUACUUGACUUAGAUUUAGUUCUUUAUUUUUCUCUUUUUAUCUUGUUACCACGUUCCUCUAAGGAAAGUAGUAUUCUAAAUUUUACCAAAUUCAGAGGCAAUUUCUAGUUGUAUUUGAAGAUUUUUGAACU
This is a messenger RNA of Bemisia tabaci, 1237 nucleotides long. The record is from RefSeq and is a predicted model, not a curated record. NCBI's taxonomy places the organism in Eukaryota, Metazoa, Arthropoda, Insecta, Hemiptera, Aleyrodidae.